ACCCUAGUUGUGCAAAGAACUUUAUAAAGCAAAGUAAUCAUCCGCAGCAACACAGUUAAAUUUUCGUAAAUAACUAAAAAACUUGUUAGUUUCGGUUUUAAAUAAACUAAAAAUAUAAAAGAAGAAAACUACAACAAAAUGGUACGACGUGGACGUUCUGCUAGCCCCCCACCAUCAGCCAGACGCAGCGCACCGCCGCAGGCUCGCGCCGCCCCACCACCACAGGCACAUGUGCCUGCACGUGCCGCACCACCACCGGCGGCACCCAUGGCCGCCGCACCGCCCAGCGCCGUUGGCAUGCCGGCACCACAGCAGCCAUCGAUGUUCCAGCAAAUGGCUGCCACCGCUGGAGGCGUUGCCGUUGGCUCAGCGAUUGGCCACACUGUCGGCCAUGGAUUGACAUCAAUGUUCAGCGGCUCUGGCGAUAAGGAGGCCGCAGCGCCAGCCGCUGCCGCGCCAGUUCAACAGCAGCAGCAGCCAUACUAUGCGCAGCCGGCACAGGGUGCCAAUGAGCCACAGGGUGCAUGCGCCUGGGAAAUUAAACAGUUCCUGCAAUGCGCCCAGGGUCAAUCGGAUCUGUCGCUGUGCGAGGGCUUCAAUGAGGCGCUUCGACAGUGCAAGGUGCAGCAUCAUCUCCAAUAAAUGACAACUAGAACAUCAACAACAACAAUAACAACAAAAUCGAACACAAAAAACAACACAAAUAAUCUUCUCAUCGAUUGAUGGCGAAAAUGUUGAGCUGACGUUGUUUUUUCUUUCCUUUGUGUUUUUUUUUUUUUUGUUUUUUUUGUUCGUUUCAAUUAGUUUUACAUAUAUUAUCAAUGGAUAUUGUUAAUCAGA
Messenger RNA from Drosophila virilis, 840 nucleotides. It is a transcript of the gene Chchd2, whose product is annotated as Coiled-coil-helix-coiled-coil-helix domain containing 2. NCBI's taxonomy places the organism in Eukaryota, Metazoa, Arthropoda, Insecta, Diptera, Drosophilidae. Gene Ontology annotation, cellular component: mitochondrion; nucleus. The record is from RefSeq and is a predicted model, not a curated record. Gene Ontology annotation, biological process: mitochondrion organization.